GACCAAUUUUAAUUGGCUGCUCACUGAAAAUAACGGGCAGAAUUUAAUUUUGGAGAGAGAAAAUUAUUUUCUUCACAUUUCAAAAAAAAUUGGGGGUUUUUCUCCAAAACCCUAGCUGCCGAUUUUGGAGACCUACCUUGCUAGUUGCUGCUGCCGGAUUUCCUCCAGCCACCGUCUCGCCGUCUCGCCGGAGGAUCCCAACCUCCAGGAUGGCUACUAAUGAGGGGGGUUCAAGCAUACCUUCCUUAGACACCGUGGAUCCGGCAAGAAAGUAUGGUAAACCGGAACCUACUAAUAAGACCAAUUGGCAUUGUAGCUUUUGUGGUAAAGUGACAAAAGGAGGGGCUCUACGAAUGAAGCAACAUUUGGUAGGAGGUUUUAGAAAUGUGACCAAGUGUCCUACUUGUCCCGAGCAUGUGAGGGAGGAAGUGAAACUUUUUAUGAUCAAGAAAGCACAAGCUAAAAUUGAUAGUCAAAUGAUGCCAAGGGUUAGCCAAUUUGAUCAUGAUGAUGAUGAUGAGGAAGAACAAGAUUGUGAAAUCAUGAAUUCAAAAAGUAGCCAACAACUACGCAAAAAACCAAAAGUCAAGGGUCCUAUGGAUUUCUUUGUCACUACUCAUUCCGAAAAUGUCUUGAAAGGUAGAAAAGAUAGAAAAGAUAUCUUUGGUGCUUGUGAGAAGCAAUUGAGAGACAAGACUUGUAAAGCGAUUGCAAAGUGGUUUUUUGAUGCGGGGAUACCGUUUUAUGCGGCUACUUAUGAUAGUUUCAAAGGCAUGCUUGAUGCCGUUGCACAAUAUGGCAUGGGAUUCAAGCCACCAAGCAUGCAUGAGCUAAGAGUUCCUCUCCUCAAGAGUGAAGUAGAGGAGAUUGAUAAACUAAAGGAAGAGCACAAGAAAGAGUGGGCAACAAAAGGUUGUUCAAUUAUGUCCGAUGGAUGGCGUGAUUCGAUUGCCUCAAAAGACAUUGUGAACUUUCUUGUCAACUCUCCAAAAGGCUCUUUCUUCAUAAAAUCCAUGGAUGUUUCCAAUGUUGUGAAAGAUGCGGAUUUGUUGUUUCAUAUGCUUGAUGAUAUGGUAGAGGAAGUUGGAGAACAAAAUGUAAUCCAAGUGGUGACGGAUAACGCAUCCAAUUAUGUUAAGGCCGGAAGAUUGUUGGAGGCUAAAAGACAACAUCUUUAUUGGACUCCUUGCGCCGCACAUUGUUUGGACUUGAUGUUGGAAGAUAUUGGGAAAAUUCCUAAGGUCAAGAAUGCUUUGAAGAAAUGUAUCUUCAUGAAUGGUUAUAUAUAUAAUCAUAUAUCUCUUGUGAAAUUGAUGAGGAAAUUCACAAAUCAAAGGAAUUUGCAUAGGCCGGCGGUUACAAGAUUUGCUACAUCUUUCAUUACUCUUGCUCAAUUUCAUAAGCAAAAGAGUAACUUGAGGAAGAUGGUUACUUCUCAAGAGUGGAAUACCUCUAAGUGGUCAAAGGAUGUGGGAGGAAGGAAAAUAGCAACAUACUUUUUGCAAGACACUUUUUGGAGAAAUGUCUUAUAUGCUCUUAAGUUGACCGGUCCACUAGUUAAGGUGCUUAGAAUUGUUGAUGGAGAGAAAAAGCCUCCUAUGGGAUAUAUUUAUGAAGCUAUGGAUAGGGCUAAGGAGACUAUAUCUAAGAGUUUUGGAAUGAAAGAGGAGGAAUACAAAGAAGCUUUUGAGUUCAUUGAUAAAAGAUGGAAUUGUCAACUUCAUCGACCUUUGCAUGCGGCCGGUUAUUAUCUAAACCCCGAGAUCCAUUAUGAUAAUGUUGAAAAUGUCGAAUGUGAAGAAGUGAUGUUGGGUUUGUAUGAUUGUAUUGGAAGGAUAGUUCCGGAUGUUGAAACUCAAGAGAAGAUUCUUUUGGAAUUGGAUUCAUUUAAGAAUGCCACCGGUCUCUUUGGUCAUUAUAUGGCUAUAAGACAAAGAAAGACCAAAUCCCCAGCGGAUUGGUGGUCUAGUUAUGGAUCUUCAACUCCCGACCUCAAGAAUUUUGCCAUAAAGGUUCUUAGCCUAACUUGUAGUGCUACGGGUUGUGAGAGAAAUUGGGGUAUUUUUCAACAACUUCACUCCAAAAAGAGGAAUCGGUUGGCACAAAGUCGUUUGAAUGACAUGGUGUAUGUGAAAGAUAAUCGAGCUUUAGAGCGCCGAUAUAAGAGAAAAGACACCAUUGAUCCCGUUCUUUUGAGAGAGAUUGAUGAGAGUAAUGAGUGGUUACUUGGGAGAAUGGAAGAGAAUUCUUCGGAUGAUGAAGGUGAUCUUGUAUUUGAGGGUGAUGACUUGACAUGGGCUAGUGUUAGUAGAGCCGCCGGAGCCAAUGAUCCAAUCUAUGGCACUAGAGGAGCAACAAGGGUUGCUAGGGAGUCCAUGCCAUCCUCAUCUAGAGUUGAUAAAGGAAAAGGGCCGGCUACUACCUCCACUUCUAAAUUUUCUCGUCGAGUUGAGAUUGUGGAUGAUGAUGAAGAGGACGAGGAAGAGGAUAUUGGUGAAGAUGGAGAUUAUCUAGAUGAUGAGGAUGAGUAUGAUGCUAUCGAUGAUGAUGAAGAUUAUGAUGAUGAUGAGCUCUAGGAGCAUAGGGGCGACUAUAAGCUUGAAAAACCGAGUUUGCUUUUCUUUUUUCCUUUUUCUAGUCUUUCUACUUACUUGCUUAUGUUGGUUGUGACUUUUGUGAGCUUGUGACUUACUCUAAGCCUUUGGUUAGUACUUUAGACUCUUAGACGUAUGCCGGUUUGAUGUCUAGUAAUGAAUUAUGCUUCCUUUUGUUAAUUUAUGCAUUUAUAAUAUAAGAAA
Messenger RNA from Spinacia oleracea (spinach), 2798 nucleotides. RefSeq lists its product as uncharacterized. NCBI's taxonomy places the organism in Eukaryota, Viridiplantae, Streptophyta, Magnoliopsida, Caryophyllales, Amaranthaceae. The coding region runs from base 210 to 2576 and encodes 788 amino acids. The transcript has 4 exons. The record is from RefSeq and is a predicted model, not a curated record. Gene Ontology annotation, molecular function: protein dimerization activity.